UGUUAAUAUACAUCACUAUUGAAAAUUUGAAGGUCGUUAACACAAUAUACAAAAUUAAAACACAGUCGUCUUGGAAACUGUACAGUUUUCGUAAUGUCCGCAAUAACAAAAACAGUCAAUGCAGUUUUAAUUAUUUUAACGACUCGCCAGAACCAAAGUAAAUACAAACUACCUAAUACAAAGAUGUACUAUGUUUUUUUUUUAUUGCCCUUGUAGGCAGACGAGCAUACGGCACACCUGAUGGUGAGUGGUUACCGUCGCCCAUGGACUUCAGCAAUGCCAGGGACAGAGCCAAGCCGUUGCCUACCGUUUAAUACUCUCCACAAGCCUUGUUUGAAGAAGGACAUGUCAUAGCGCUCAGGAAACACCGUGGAGGGGAGCUCAUUCCAUAGCCGGAUGGUACGUGGCAAAUAAAGACCUCUGGAAACGCACUGUGGAUAUAUGCACGGAAUUGUGUCUAUUAUCUAUGAUUUAAUGACUGGAUUCAUUUGAAUGUAGGUACAUCUUUCGUAUUGUGUACUAUAUAUUAUAAAAUAUAUGUACUGUAUAUUUCGUUCAUAGCUAAUACAAAUUCUGCUCUAUCAUGGGGUUGUAUUCAGCCGAUUCGUUCCAGAAGCACAGGUAAUACCAUUUUAUGCCUAUUUUAAUGAUAAAUACGAGAAAAUGUGAAAUUUUGAGCAAAGGGCCGAUGGUGUAUAUCAUCUGUAUCAAAAAAAAGUCAAGAAGAUAAAGUUGCGUUCUGGGCGCUCGAUUAGAACCGAAUUCCCUUAGCUGUAUCUCUUUGUAUCUUGAUAUUAGUUGAAAAAUAAUAUUUUUAAGAGAAAUUUCUGGAAUAUAAAAGUGAUCGAAUAUAAUAUUAUAUCUCUAUUUUAUUAUUUUUGCAUAUUCUCAAUAUCUGGCAAGCUGAAUCGAUAGAAAACAUGCAGGUGAGCUCACGGGGCUCAAACCGGAGUGUUGCUAACACUGGCCCUAGCAAGAGCAGUGCUUCGCAGAAUCUACCACUGGAUUGGAAACGCGACCCACUGAGAAGAUCUGGCGAGAAACUCAGUGGGCUGUGUCUAUGGGUUAAUUCGCUCGUCGAGCCCUUCGUCGUAAGCGACGGGUUCGACGAGGACGGUGACCGGGCAAAAGGCUCUUAGGCUACCAGCGAAUAGAUAGAGGAAAAAGAAAGUCCCUGUAUUGUAAAUAUUAAUUGUCUUUCACACAGAACGAGCCCACUAUUGUCUCGUGGUCCAACAAAGAAUACAUCGUUUACCCAGACUUGUAUAAAAUACGAAUCAAUGCUAAACACACCCCAGCUAUUGACAAUGACCAUGCAAUAGAUUUACAAACAGCAAAGACCGAUGAAUCAGGUAGCAGCUCAAGAAAAGUAAAUAAACUACAUAACUAUGUAACGAUUGAUUGUAAAGAUACUUUUAAUGACAAAGUUAUAUCCAGUGACUCAAAUCACUUAACCGCACCUGUUCAUUCAGACAUAAAAGAUACUGUGGACGCAGCUCAUGAUGGAAAUAAAAAUCCCAUAAAAGAUAUAAACGUUGAUUCGCAUCAUGAUCUAAGACCGAUUGAUUCAGAUGCACAUCACUCGGUCGCUGACACGAAAGACAAUUCGAAUCAUUCGAUGCAUGAAGCAAAAACAAAUCAUACAACAGGAGCUGUGAGUGAUAGUGAUGAAUCAAUUUCGAAAUCUUUUCAUUUGAACGAGAAAGAAUUGAAAGAAUUCAAAAAAAAUAUUAUGGACGAUUUCGAAAAAUUAUUAAAUAAUGUUCUUCAUAAUAAAACGAAUCAAAAAGGCGAUAAAGAUAAUUCUAAAGGACAUAAUAAGCAAGAUAUUCGGAGCUAUUUGGACGAAUUGAAAGAAUCCAUCAAUGAUAUGCUUAAGGCUUACAAUCAUGUUGAUGAUACGGUUCGCAGUCAAGUCGGUAAUGAUGAACCAGAAGUCCAACUACCGAACAAUCAAACUGUAGACGUUAAUGGAGAGAAGCGCAUUGGAGACGUGAUACAAGAAAAAACUGCAGUCAAUUUGGACCACUACUUUCAAGAGCACGACGCUAAUGUUAAUAACAAUGUCAAUGAGCCAACGAAUGAGGUUAAUGCAGAUCCAAACGCUGAUAAUGUGAGUGGAAGCAAUAAAUGUUAUUGUGGUACUGUUGGUGGACAUAAAAAUUAUGAAGAUCACAAUGCCCAGUUUAAUCCAGCAAGCGUUGCCAACGAAGAUCAUCCGGACAAGCUGAAAGCGAAUCUAUUUAGCGGCAAUUCUAUUCGUAAAAAUAACGUUCUUAAUUUGUUCGUCCUUAAAGUCGAUCCUAAAGAAUGUUUCGAAAUCAAAUUGAAUAAUAAAAAUGAAAAGCACCGGAAUUUUGGUGAGGAAGUAGUCGGAGGCUAUAAUAAAGGAAAUAUUAAUGAAAAUUCUGAUAAAGAAAUUAAUAAAACUCCAGAAGAAUUCACUGAUAUUUCUGAUAAAACUGAUCUGAAAUUACCAGGAGAUAAUAAGGAACAGGAGUUAAUUAAUGACGACAAUUCAAAAGAAUUAUAUUUACAUAUUUAAUAUUAUUAUUAAAUUCGACGGAAUAACAAAAAAUAUUAUGUAGAAGUGCUUGACAAUGGCAACAAACAGUGUUCUGACUCUGAGUGCUUAGUGCGAUUUUAACGUUCUCGAUAGCGUAAAAGUUAACUCAAAUUUGUAUGGAGUUGCAAAGUUUGCCUACGUUUGCCGCUAGGGGCGCUGUUCCAACUCCAUACAAAUUUGAGUUAACUUUUACGCUAUCGAGAACGUUGAAAAACUCGAACUAAGCACACUAAACAUCAUAUAGAGCAAGAUUGAGAAACUGCUACUAAAUAGCCUUUGGAGCUGGUACUUAUGAAAGACUCAAAAAAUAGUAGUAAAUAGCGUCAGAUAUUAAUUUCAAAUGUUAAAAAAGUGGGAGUGGUCGCGCUUUAGGUGGUGACGGGGGUGAAGGGGCGGGUUGCCUACUGCUCGUAAGGCACAUGGGAUUAGACACAUAAACAAAAUAAAAAAUGAUGACUAAAUAAAAAUUAAUAAAUGAAUAAAUGAAAUAAUAAAUAAAUAAAAAACAAUAGAACUUUUAGAAGUUUAUAUUGUACCUUUCUAAUUAUAUUGCAAUUAAUAGUAAAAUAAAUAAAAAAGAAAUUAAGUAUAUGAAAUUAUUCUGACAUAUUUUAAUGAUAUAUGAAAUGAUUUAAUUAACAUAUACUUAUAUCAAAAUUACUCUGACAUAUCUUCUGCAUCACUUGAUUCUGAACUGUCUGAACUUGAUUCAGAAUCAUCUUGUAAGUUUAGCCUAUAAAACCAAUAACAUAAUUUCAGAACUUAAUACUAGAUAAGAUACUCAGAUUAUUGAGGGAAAUCAAUAAAAUAUAUCAAAACAAUAAGACUAGUGAACACAAUAAAUAAACUAAAGAGCAAAAUUAAAAAUACUAGUGAUUUUGAAGUUUAAAACUCCAAAAACCUCCAUGCAUAUUAAGGAAGCCAUCAUUAAAGAUAUCCAAUCCCUUUAAACUACUAAGAACGCAGUUACAUUAUAUAGAAAUCAUUACUCCAAAAAAAAAACACCGUAUUUAAACAUCGUUCUAUAAAAGAGAGGCUAUUCAAUCAACAGAAUCUACUAAUGUUGAAAUACUAUUAGGAGAUUAUAAGCCUGAAGGUGAUAGCCAUUUCAAACAGCUUAAGUCACACUACAUAAAGUAGACGUUUUUUAAAAUCAAAUUAAGACGGGCAUAUCAUUAUGAUUUAGUGAUGCACUAUUGCUUUCAAUGGCACUGGUUUUGUCCCGAGUUGUGCUGCCAUCUCUGGACCAGGGCUUGUACUAAAUAACAGCUAUAAAUUAUCAUUUGACCUACAGAAGAAGAUUGGAUGGUUGGUCAAAAUUCCCAAUCCCAUAAGGUCAUGUGUAUUUUUCACAGGGGAUUUCGCUCUCUGUAUUUUCUGAACUGACAAUUAUUAUUUAUUUUAAUUGUAACUUAUAAUCGUUAAUUAUAAGAUAUUUGA
Molecule: messenger RNA, 4006 nt
Organism: Bombyx mori (domestic silkworm)
Lineage: Eukaryota; Metazoa; Arthropoda; Insecta; Lepidoptera; Bombycidae
Product: myb-like protein D
Exons: 3
Coding region: 1619-2545 (308 amino acids)
Source: RefSeq, a predicted model, not a curated record